AUGGAAAUGGACGUCAAUCGCCCGACCAGCCGCCAUGGCAACCUAAUGACCAUAUCCGCCCGCUGCUCCAACAACAAUGCAACCGGAGCUGGUCCUGGAGCUGGAGCUGGAGUUGGAGCCGCCGGAAGUGAGGCACCGCCCAGCGGCUGCUGCGGCAUCUUGGGCCGCCUCCUCUGCGUGAGUCGCCACAAGGCCACGCAAUCGGUGGCCGGCAGCGAUCCCUUCUCCCAGCUGCAGCUGCAGCGCAAGGGAGUCGCCACACCUGCUGCCGUUCCCGGACAGCGACGCCGCCGGACGCCGCAGGAAAUCUACUUCGAGAGUCGCGGCAAGUCCUGCAAGAAGCUGCUGAAAUUCAAUGGCAAUUCCAACAAGAUACUGCUGUAUCCCGAGGAGGGCUGGGCGCGGACCGCCUCCUCCAGCUACUGGACCAUCACGCCCUGCUUCUGGCAGCCCAAUCGCUGUCGCAUCGUCGAGUGCUCCGGAACCCAGCGGCGCGCGACGAAGGCCCGGAUGCUGCCGCUGGAGCAGCAGGGAUCCCUGCUGAUUGCCGGACACUUUCGCCGGACGACGGCGGCGGGCGGAGGAGCUGCAUCGCCGGCGGGGGGCGGGGCAGCGGGCAACGGGUCGGUGGCUGCCACGCCCACGCCCGCAGUCCCUGCCGAUGCAAUCCGGACGGGGUCAGCGGGCUGUGACAAGUCGCCGCCCGCGUGGAACGACGAGUUCAAGCUGUAUCUGACGUCGAACAUCUCGAUGGAGGACUACAACAUGGGCUACUGCCUCACCGGAUUCGUGGAGCGCCGCUGCCAGGUGACCAACACCUUCCAGAUGACACACUUCGCGGUCAUCAAGCGCCAGUGGCCACCGUCGCCGUCCAACCUGGGCAACUCCUAAGGCCCCGCAUCCCACUUUUGUAAUUGUGAUCCGACCUUUUGUU
This is a messenger RNA of Drosophila teissieri, 934 nucleotides long. RefSeq lists its product as uncharacterized. Lineage: Eukaryota; Metazoa; Arthropoda; Insecta; Diptera; Drosophilidae. The coding region runs from base 1 to 891 and encodes 296 amino acids. The transcript is spliced from 2 exons. The record is from RefSeq and is a predicted model, not a curated record.